Penaeus indicus is the source of this 477-nucleotide messenger RNA. Its product is annotated as cuticle protein AM/CP1114-like. The record is from RefSeq and is a predicted model, not a curated record. Bases 1 to 477 code for a protein of 158 amino acids. Lineage: Eukaryota; Metazoa; Arthropoda; Malacostraca; Decapoda; Penaeidae. The transcript has 3 exons.
AUGCAGGUGAAGGCCGCACGGGCGGGGUUGCAGUCCGACCUUUUGCUUGUCAACAAGGUCGUCCUAAAGCAUAUAAGAUCAGUUGACUUCACCAAAGACUACAGGCUCAUCAAUAUCAAGGACGACCGCGUCCACGAGGAAGAUGGAACUUACAACUUCGAUUUCGAAGCUGCCAAUGGCAUCAGCUUCUCUCAGGCUGGAUCCUCCGGCGGUGAUGACGACGCUGUGAUCAAGGCUGGAGAAUAUUCGCACACUGUUCUUGACGGCACUGAAAUCCACCUUACCUUCGUGGCUGACGGGAACGUCUUUGAGCUUCAGGGUGACCAUCUCCCAGCGGCUCCCGAGUUCCCCCACCAGAUUCCUGGCUUCGUCCUCGAGCAGUUCGCCUUCUCCGUCGAAGAGAACUGCAACCGAGCCCGCAGCGACGACUCCGAUGAAGUUUCCGUCCCAUUUAGCCUUUACGGACGUCCCAAUUAA